This is a messenger RNA of Ectocarpus siliculosus, 3817 nucleotides long. The record is from the annotation of a GenBank genome assembly. NCBI's taxonomy places the organism in Eukaryota, Phaeophyceae, Ectocarpales, Ectocarpaceae.
UCACGCACGACUCACGACACCCACCAGCCAUCAGCCAUGUCUGCCAAAGCGAUCAGGGAGUACCAUGGCAAGCGCCUUGUUUCCAAGUGGAUUUCGGAGUAUGGCGACUACGACAUCGAGAACCGCUGUGUCCAGGUGAAAGCGGACAUGCUCCAGGGGGGUGCUGACGCUGGCUUCGCCAAAAUCGAGCAAGACAACUCCUGGCUCGCCAACACCCCGCUGGUCGUCAAGCCCGACCAGCUGAUCAAGCGUCGAGGAAAGGCUGGCCUACUCGCGGUCAACAAGACCUGGCCUGAGGUGAAGGCAUGGAUUUCGGAGCGCAUGGGCAAGAGCCAGGAGGUGGAAGUCGUGACAGGCAUCCUUGACACAUUCAUCGUCGAACCGUUCGUUCCCCACGAACAAAGUGACGAGUACUACGUGUGUAUCAACUCCAACCGGGAGGGUGAAGAGUUCUUGUUUUGCCACGAAGGAGGAGUCGAUGUCGGCGACGUCGACGCAAAGGCAGACCGGCUCCAGGUGCCGAUCGGAGACAAGGCGACUGCAUCCGACAUCAAGGAGGCGCUCCUCUCGAAGGUGCCAGAGAGCCGGCAGGACAUGCUAGCUGAUUUCCUGGCAGCGUUGUUCAAGCUGUACAUCGACUUGAACUUCGUGUACAUGGAGAUCAACCCCAUUGUGGUUGUGGGGGAGCGAAUCACGCCCCUGGACAUGGCCGCCAAGAUCGACGAGACCGCCUCGUUCUUGUGCGGCCCGAAGUGGGGGGAGAUUGACUUCCCUGCUCCGUUCGGUCGCCCCGAAUUCCCCGAGGAGGCCUACAUCAAGAAACUUGACGGGAGCACCGGAGCAUCCCUGAAACUCACCAUUCUGAACCACAGCGGGAGGGUGUGGACGAUGGUGGCUGGUGGAGGUGCGUCAGUGGUGUACGCUGACACUAUCUCCGACUACGGCUAUGGCAAGGAACUUGCCAACUACGGAGAGUACUCUGGCGCUCCGUCGGAACAGAUGACGUACAACUACGCUAAGACGAUCCUUGGUCUCAUGACCCGGGUGAAGGACGACAAGGGCAAGGUGCUCAUCAUUGGAGGAGGGAUUGCCAACUUCACGGACGUCGCGGCCACGUUCACUGGCAUCAUCACAGCGCUCAAGCAGUACGCGGAAGAGCUCCGCGACGGCAAUAUCUCCAUCUGGGUCCGACGAGCGGGCCCGAACUACCAAGAGGGACUGCGUAAGAUCCGUGAGACCGGAGAGUCCAUCGGUGUACCGAUCCGUGUGUACGGCCCGGAGACCCACAUCACUGCUGUCGUUCCGAUGGCACUGGGGCUUGUGGAUGGAGCUACUGUGCCAGAGUUUGACCAAGUGCCUGAGCAGGAACAACCGGCCACUGUUAAGAAGGAUUCUCCUUCCACUGCCGCCGAGGCUCAAGUGGAACCAUCGGCCGGGUCAGGCGACGCCCCUGCAGCUCAAGAGAGCGCGCCCAAUGGUACCACGGCAUCCUCGGAACACACUGUCCAAAACUUCGCCCCGGACACGACGGCCAUCGUCUACGGCCUCCAAAACCGCGCCGUGCAGGGCAUGCUGGACUUCGACUUCAUGUGCAAGAGGGAAAAGCCGUCGGUGGCGUGCAUGGUGUUCCCUUUCUCUGGGAACCACUACAUCAAGUUCUACUGGGGAACGGCGGAAACCCUCAUCCCGGUGUACACGUCUAUCGCCGAGGCGGUGAAGCGACACCCGACCGUGUCGGUCAUGGUCAACUUCUCGUCUUUCCGUUCCGUGUACGAGACAACUAUGGACGCCCUCAACUACUCUGACACGAUCAAGACUCUGGCUAUCAUCGCCGAGGGAGUCCCGGAAAGCCAGACCCGCGAAAUCAUCAAGGCUGCCGACGAGAAGAAGGUUGGUCUGAUCGGGCCGGCCACCGUCGGUGGAAUCAAGCCGGGAUGCAUGCGCAUCGGUAACACUGGUGGUAUGCUGGACAACAUCGUCAUGUCCAAGCUGUACCGACCGGGAACCGUCGCGUACGUGUCGAAGAGUGGCGGCAUGUCGAACGAACUCAACAACAUCAUCGCGCGCAACUCCGAUGGCGUGUUCGAGGGGGUGGCGAUCGGCGGAGACCGCUACCCAGGCACCCGGUUUAUCGACCACCUCUUGCGGUACCAGGACAACCCGACAGUGUCGAUGUUGGUCCUGCUUGGCGAGGUUGGAGGAGCUGACGAGUACGACGUUUGCGAUGCGCUCAAGAGCGGACGUAUCACCAAGCCCGUCGUGGCCUGGUGCAUCGGCACGUGUGCAUCCAUCUUCCCCUUCGAGGUGCAAUUCGGCCACGCAGGAGCUUGUGCGCGCGGUCAGGGUGAAACCGCGGCAGACAAGAACGCAGCCCUAGCCGCGGCUGGUGCGGUGGUCCCCGUCUCGUUCGACGAGUUCCCCUCCAAGAUCAAAGAAGUCUUCGACGGCUUGCUCGAGAAGGGCCUGGUGAAGGCUAUGGUGGAACCGCCUGUGCCAAAGGUGCCUAUGGACUACACGUGGGCCAAGCGCCUUGGUCUCGUGAGGAAGCCUGCCAACUUCAUCUCAUCUAUUUCGGACGACCGCGGAGAUGAGCUCAGCUACGCAGGGAUGCCGAUCAGUGAAGUCUUCUCGGCCGACAUCGGGUUGGGUGGUGUGCUUUCGCUCCUGUGGUUCCGCCGUCGGCUCCCCGACUACGCCACCAAGUUCAUCGAGAUGAUCCUCAUGGUGACGGCCGAUCACGGACCGGCGGUGUCUGGUGCCCACAACACCAUCGUGACAGCAAGGGCCGGGAAGGAUUUGGUGUCGGCGCUGUGCUCUGGUCUUUUGACCAUCGGCCCCCGAUUCGGGGGGGCGCUGGACAAGGCCGCGGAGAUGUUCACCCAGGGUGCUGACGAGGGAGCCGACGCCGCUGAGUACGUGAAGCGCAUGCGCCAGCAGAACAAGCUCAUCAUGGGCAUCGGGCACCGCAUCAAGUCUCUCAGCAACCCAGACAUGCGUGUGACAAUCAUCAAGGAAUAUGCUCUGAAGCACUUCAAGAACAACAAGGUCCUGGACUUCGCUUUGGCCGUCGAGCAGGUCACCACCAAGAAGAGGGAGACGCUUAUCCUCAACGUCGAUGGGUGCAUCGCGGCGUGCUUCGUUGACCUCCUCCGUUCGUGCGGGGCGUUCACGCAGGAAGAGGCGGACGAGUUGAUCGCCAACGGCUGCCUUAACGGCAUGUUCGUGCUGGGCCGAUCGGUGGGCUUCAUCGGCCACUACCUCGACCAAAAGCGGCUGAAGCAGCCUCUCUACCGCCACCCUUGGGACGACAUCUCUUACCAAUCAGUAAACUAAAUUAGAUUUGCACGUCGUAGGCUGAACCGAGAGACCUCGCGCUGUAACAGCGAACAUGUGUCCACGCCACCAGUGGGGUCAACGAAACACGCACGACCACAUGAAAUCUGGGUCAGCUAGCGUGUUUUGCAACCACGCAAGGAGAGUUGCGCCUCGUGAGGAUUUGGAUUACAUAGCCCCUUGUGUAUUUGCUUCUAAAAAUCAACGACGGAUGAGUUGUUCGUGGGCUGUUUCAAGCAAUAAUUGUGUUCGAGUGCGGUGGUGUAUUGCUUGUGUGUUUUGUCUGGCCUCGUGCCCGUGUUUUAUGUGAAUUGAUCGUGUUUACUCAAACAUUUCAUGUGAUGAACGAGGAAAAUGAUCAGUACAGGCUGACUAUCCAUGGUUCGGGUAAUUUGAUUCUGUUUGGCAGGCAACUACAGUACAGCAGUCUCACCUCGCUCGCCGAAACCCUAUUUUAAAAGAACCAACUUCCACAUGAAACGCU